This is a messenger RNA of Monodelphis domestica (gray short-tailed opossum), 4387 nucleotides long. RefSeq names its product metaxin 3 (gene MTX3). The record is from RefSeq and is a predicted model, not a curated record. Gene Ontology annotation, cellular component: cytoplasm; SAM complex. Gene Ontology annotation, biological process: mitochondrion organization. Lineage: Eukaryota; Metazoa; Chordata; Mammalia; Didelphimorphia; Didelphidae.
CCCCUCCUAAAUCUUGGUAGCUAGAGUGGGAGAGAUUACUCCAGCAAGGAUGGUUCAGGAGUUACUCUUCCACCAUGCUGCCGCUUCCCUCCCAACACCCGCACUGCACGUGGCCCUCCAGCAGCAACCACGUGAUGAAAACGGAGCAGGGAGGGGGCGGGCACUUCCGGGGUACCAGAGGUCGCAGGGGCGGCAAGAUGGCGGCCCCCUUAGAGCUCAAGUGCUGGGGCGGCGGUUGGGGGCUUCCGUCUGUCCACUGCGAGUCUCUGGUGGUUCUGGCUUAUGCCAAGUUUUCUGGUGCGCCCCUGAAAGUCAGUGUUAUAGAUAACACCUGGAGAGGUUCAAGAGGAGAUGUACCUAUUUUGACAUCAGAAGACAAUAUUGUAUCUCAACCGGCAAAAAUACUUAAUUUUUUGAGAAAACAGAAAUAUAAUGCUGAUUAUCAACUUUCUGCAAAACAAGGUGCAGAUACAUUGGCUUACAUUGCUCUCCUUGAAGAGAAGCUUCUUCCUGCAGUGCUUCACACAUUCUGGGUUGAGAAUGACAAUUACUUUAAUGUGACAAAGCCAUGGUUUGCUUCACGGAUUCCAUUUCCAUUGAGCUUGAUUCUGCCUGGAAGAAUGUCCAAAAGAGCAUUGAACAGGAUCCUUCUGACCAAGGGAGAGCCUCCUCUCUACCACCUUAAAGAAGUAGAAGCCCAGAUAUAUAGAGAUGCCAAGGAGUGCCUAAAUCUUCUGUCAAACAGAUUGGGAACAUCUCAGUUUUUCUUUGGAGAUAUACCUACUACCUUGGAUGCCUAUGUCUUUGGUUUUCUUGCACCUCUUUAUAAAGUACACUUCCCUAAGGUCCAGCUACAAGAGCAUUUGAAACAACUUACCAAUUUGUGCCGCUUCUGUGAUGAUAUCCUGAGUUGUUACUUUAGGCUCAGCUUUGCAGGCUUUUCUCCAGCCGGACAAGAUAUAGUAGAUGCAAAUCUGCAGAAACUCACACAGCUUGUAAAUAAGGAAUCCAACUUGAUUGAAAAGAUGGAUGACAAUCUUCGCCAAAGCCCUCAACUUCCUCCUCGAAAACUGCCGACUCUUAAAUUAACUACCGCAGAUGAAGAAAGCAAUUCGUUUCAGCCCCUUUCACCCUGACAGCCAUCCUACUCUGUGCAUGUUCUUCAGCUGCCUUCAAAUCAUUUGAAUGCCACAGUAAUCUUAUAAACAUGUAUGGCCAGAAAAAGGAAAGCUAUUACAAUAGGUACAAGUAGGACAUUAAGACUAAAAGUAGACCCCCUCCGUGCUGCUUGUUCUAUUAAGAAGCUUGUAGUCCAGCCUGAUCAUGCACUAAAACAAGGUUAGGGUGAAUUUUUAAAAAGAAAUAUAUUGUACUGUAUGAAACUAUCUUAACUUUUGCAAAUUUUGGCCUUUGGUUCAUACAUUGUUGAUCAAAAGCUAUAAAUCUGUUGUUCUGAAUGUGCACUCUUAAUUUAUUCAAGUGUAUUAAUUUAAUCUCCUUCAAUUAAUGUAUGUAAUGCUGUAUAACUAUUUGUCUGAGGCUUUUUUUCUCUCUUAAGAAGCCCAUAGUCUCCCUCAGGAUUAGGAAAAGGGUAAAAGCUUUCAUAAUUAAUGAAAAUCCUGUCUUUAAAAAGAAGUAAAAAUGUACUUUUAAUUAGGCUUUCACAAUCCCAGUCUCUUUUGGUUUGGGGACUAUAGAUCAAAUAUAAAUGAUGGUUUCACAUAGUAUUGCCUGGCUAAAUGCUCUUUAGGAUAAUUUUUAUCACAUGCACAGUGUGCACAGUAGGCUAGCAAGGCUCCUGAUUAGUAUAGUAGUCAAUGUGCCAGCUGUAUACAACGAUACUUUAGGCUUAUCUCUAGAUUCAUUUGGGGGUUAAUUUGGAUUCUAAGAGAUUUGGGUGUGUUGGUAUUGAGAUACCAUAUCAUCUCUUACUUUGGCAAGCUGUUAAUAAUCACUCAGAAGGAGCCCAGGGGCUAGAAUAACGAGGAUACUGCAUGCCAAAUUCUGUACCUAUCCAGGCUUUGCUUUGUCCAAACCAUUAGAAGAACAUGGUGUAGUCAAAACCUUUACAACCACCAGCUUGGCUGUUUCUUAGACAGCAGUUGAAAAACCCAAAGGCAUAGAUUAGAAAGCAGCAGUAGAUUUUUAAGAAUCUGUUUUAGCAUUAUUGAUUACUAAAGUGCUUAAGAGAUUCUGCUAUGAGGGAAAUUUUACUUCCAAUCAGAAGCUUACUUAUUCUCAUGACUAAAGAGCUUCUUUUAUCUUAGGACCACAUCUAGGGUUUUAAAAAAUAUAUAGCAACAUGUUUUUGAUCAGUGUCUUAAAGAUUACUAAAGGUGCUCAGCUCAUCUGGUCCAGUUCCAAUUCAGAGACUCUUAUGUCCUAAAAUAGGUUUCAUAUCUAAGAGACCAUUUCCAUUUCAUGUUGAUUUGAGCUCAGCCAUUUCUUGAACCUAUCUUUCCUAAACUAUUUAGUUUAUUCUCUCUUUAAGUAAAUAUUUAUGUAAGAAUCCAUAAAUUCUUGUAAAUAUUGUAUCUCAAAAGUUUUAACUAAUUGAGAAAUUUCAUCUUUUAAAUUUCCUUUAUUUCUUCAAUUAAUUUUAAAAGAGUAUAUUAACUAGUUUUCAUGUUACUAUUUAAGUAGUUAUUUCUGCUUCAUUUAUUUAUAAGGAUGGGUUUAGAUAUAACAGCUACCAAAUCUACAUGAAUGUUUUGAAAAUCAUGAACUUGGGAAUUUAUGUUUGGGAAGCAUUUGUGUAACAGAAAACAAUGAGCAUAUUUAUGAAUCGUACUUUUGUUUAUGCUUUGUUAAAAAAGAACUAUUUUAGCAAGAUCCUCAGCUUUGCUUAAAGAUAGAUAUUGUUUCUAAAUGAAAAUGUUCAAAUUUCCACAAGCAUAAAAUAUAAUAUUAAUAGUGGUUUAUAUUUAGAUGGCUUUAUGUUCAUCUCCUUUGAUAGCAUCUUUUUUUUUAUUUCAUAGGUAGGAUCAGACCCAGAUGUUAUUUUUAUGUGCUAAUAUUUCAUAGUAAACAACUAAACAUAAGUGUGAUCCAUUUGCUUAUUGUUUUUUUCUAGCUUUGAAAGUCUUUUCCUAUAACAUGUUGAACAGCUGUUCCAAAAUCCUUUGCUAAGAACAGGAUCUAAUAUUGACAAACAAGGAUUACUGUACUACAGUUGUAUUUGCAUAUUUUUUCUCUCUUCGGUAGAGAUCCUUUGGCUUUAAAGAAUUUUUAGUUAUUUCUUUUUGCUUAUUUUUCCAUUUAAGCAAAUUUACAUUUUGAAGCUAAACCUAGUAUAAAGUAUGAUAGGGACCAUAUAUAGGAAUGAAAGGGGCCAAAGAAUUUGCAAAUUAAUCAGGGAUUGUAAUCAAUCUAAGUCAGUAUGUGUUUUGAACCAAGUUUGAAAUUUGAGGAAACAAGAACAAAAUAGGAAGGUGAGUUAAUAAGAUUCAUAAAAAUAAGAUUCAUUUGCUUCAUUCAGGUGGAUAGUAGGUGGCAUAAGUUGAGGGGGAAAAGUAGGGAUAAGGAGUAAAGACAAUACUUAGAAAACCAAGAUCCAGUCUCAGAUGUGAUGUUUCAGAUUAGUGAUAGGACUCUAAGACUCAUAGUAUCUUCUUUAUCAUGGAAAGCUGUUUUUUCCUCCCAUGAAGAUUUCAUACCAGAAAAUCAGAUUUCAAUGUAAAUGUGUAAAUGCAGUUUGGUCACUUGGGAAUUGAAAUUGGUUAAAUCAAAGCCAAGCUUGUGGCCUUUCAGUUUGUAAUUCUAUUUCUGCCAAGUGUAUGUUACUGACAACCUACCAGAAGUAUCUCAAGAUAUUGAAGACAGCCAUUAUGCAAAAUCCAUCCAAUGUAAUGGGACAAUAGCAUUAAGGACUUUAUUGUAGGCAAAUGCCAUCAACAUCACCUCAGUUUGUGUGCCUGAUUCUAACUUUUGAAAAGGAAGUAACAGAACCAAUACGUUAUCAAGGAUUGUCUGAAGAAGCCCAUUAGGAGAUUGUUGACCAGAGGGGGCUGCUUGAAGAAGGGAUCUGUAUCCGGGAUUCCAGUGUAUACAAAUUGUAUUAUAACAGGAGGUGGGAAAAUCUGGCUUGGCAGAGUCAGGAAGGUGUCAUUUGACUUAAACUGGGACCUCAUUUAAUCAUGGAACAUGCUUUCCUAGGCCCAGAAUGGACCAAUAGACAUGAUUAUCAUAGCCAGUAGCAUGUACUCAUCUAAUGAGUUGUCAAAUGAGGUUGGUCUUGCAAAAUGGGUAGAAGAAGGAAGGAAAUAAAAGUUGCACACAUGGCUUAAUUGAUCUGCAUUAAUUUGGAAUUUAGAUCUUUAGAUCAUUAAUUGGAUUUAAAGAUACAAAGACCUGGGAAGAAUUAAAAAAACUUUUUUUUAAAUGGGAA